GUGGUUUCCACGUGAAGGCCAGGGCACACUACUACGUGUUAUCUCCUCCUCAGACAACUUACCACCCCCAUAGACAACUCACCGCCCCCAUGACACUUUUUUCUAUGUUUCCAACGCCUCCCAUUCUAUAAUCCACCGUUCUACAUUCUUCUCUGCCUUUUGCUCUAAUUUUCUCUCAAGCCGGCUCCUCUUCCUUACGACGAACCACUGUUACCCAGGCUCUGCCCGAUCUCAUUCCUCCUGUUGGUGACGAACGCUUCGGAAAUAAGAUCUUUAUCCUCCCUUCCAUUUCAUCUUCUUUCUCUUCUACCGCCUCAGUCGAUGGGUUCUAGGGUUUGAUUUAGGGGGAUGGGCUUGACGUUGUUGUUCAUCGCAAUCGUAUGCAUGGAAUCGACAAUUCCAAAUCAAAGCUUCUUCCAAAGUCCUGUCAUAUGUCGAAUACUACCAGAGGCGACAAACCAUUUGUUAUUUUCGUUCUUACAUGAUGGACCGUUCACUGCUAAUUCUAAUCUUUCCAGGCUGAUGAAAGAGAUCGACAUCAGUGUUGUUUCUGGAAUCAGUGUAGGUAAUUGGAAAAAGGCGUGUUUCACUGGGGCAAUUAGGGAAUCCCACUUUUCAGAUGUUGGGCUUAAUAUGAUUUCCAUGUCUUGUGGGAAUGAUGUUUCAAGGUUGACUUUUUGGUGGUCAAACAUUGUUGUACUGAGGGAUAUGAUUACCCAAGCCUUUGGAAAUAAACAAUCCAAUAAGUCGGAUAAAAUCGAGUCAGGGAUCUUUUCACGAAUCAUUGAGUCUAUUUGGUGCCAGACUUUGAAUCCUAAAAUGCUUACAAAUGAAGCAAAUGCAAAGUUACAUGGAGACUUUUCCACUAAUCUAUGUCAAAAUGCUCUUCAUGAUGCUUUCAAGAGAGUUUGUCCUGUUCGUGCAGGGGGGCAUGAAUGUGGUUGCCUCUCAUUUUUGGCAAGAAUGGUAAUGGAACAUUAUGUUUCCAGACUUGAUGUAACCAUGUUCAAUACAAUUCCCCAUGAUGAAAUUCCAUCCAAUCAUGUAAGAAUCCUACAUGACUUUCGAUUGAUGACCGACGUACUGUUCACAGAUACGGAACAAGAACAAAAGGAGGGUAGCUAUGUUGCGAUAAGUUGUUAUCUUUCCUCUGAUUACCUUUCUGCUUCAUUAUCCCAAUUUGUAGAAUUUGGAUUAGGGUUUUCUGUAACAUCAAUUUUUAAUAUUUUAGUGUUCUUUAGUUGCCCAAACAUCUGGAUAUUCUAUACCAACGUUGACUUACCUGUAUCUAGAUCUCAAAUCAAUUUACUUACAAGCAUCUUUAUCUGA
Molecule: messenger RNA, 1329 nt
Organism: Lactuca saligna
Lineage: Eukaryota; Viridiplantae; Streptophyta; Magnoliopsida; Asterales; Asteraceae
Source: the annotation of a GenBank genome assembly